AUGACUUCAGAAUACGAAAAGAAAACCGUCGCACAAUUGCAGGAGCUUCUCAAAGCCCGCAGUCUUCCAACCACUGGAAAGAAGGCGGAUCUAAUUGCACGACUGCAUGAGGCUGAUAAAUCGGCAAAUGAAUCUGCUGCAAAAGAAGCCAAGGCCGAUACCGUCGAAGAUGUUAUUGAUUGGGAUGAUGAUGCACCAGGAGGCGAAGGCGCUCCCAAGGAAACAACACAGCCUACGACAGAAGCCAGCGCUGCUGUUAUUGCUGCCGGCGGUCAAGGAGCAGUGUCCAACCCCGUCGCUGUUCCUAACCAGACACUAGGAGAGGAUCCUGCUAAGACAAAUGACCUCCAUGUUGAAUCGCAGGCCGGUCAGACUGCUGCUGCAGAAGAGAAGAAGGAGGAAAAACCUGCCGUGGAUUACAGUAUUGGUCUUCAAGCAACCGAUUUGGAAUCCGAGUUGGAGAAGCGUAAAGCCCGUGCCGCGAAAUUUGGCAUUGUCAAUGAAUCUGGCGACGCAGAGACGGGAGCCGAUAAGGCUCUUGAACGAGCCAAGCGAUUUGGCACAGGCGAGUCGGCGCCUGCUAUCAACGGUUUAGAUCAAGCACUACCUGAGCGUUCUCAGAAACGAGGACGAGGAGAUGAUCAAGGUGGCCGAGGUGGAAAGCGACGUAACUUUGGCGGUCACAAUCGUCAUCGCAAUCGCAAUGGGCCAUCAAACAGUAACAAAGGCAACAAUCCUGCGGGCCGUAGCAAUGAACCGAAGUCUGUCUUCAGCGAUAAAGACAAGGCUGCACUGGAAGCUAGAAAGAAGCGAUUUACUACGGCUGCCUAA
This is a messenger RNA of Talaromyces proteolyticus, 831 nucleotides long. RefSeq lists its product as uncharacterized. The record is from RefSeq and is a predicted model, not a curated record. NCBI's taxonomy places the organism in Eukaryota, Fungi, Ascomycota, Eurotiomycetes, Eurotiales, Trichocomaceae. Bases 1 to 831 code for a protein of 276 amino acids. Gene Ontology annotation, biological process: poly(A)+ mRNA export from nucleus. The transcript has a single exon. Gene Ontology annotation, cellular component: nucleus.